CAGAAAUCCGAGGAAGGAUAAGAAGGAUCCGCAAAACCCCUACACGGGGAAGACCACUCCUCCGCUCAUGGACGCUGAAACCCUACCCGUCAGCAGCCGCCCCAUGUCCCGUCUCCGGGGACCUUUUCGCUUAACCAAGGCAUCAUUUGUCAUUGGGUUUCUAUCAUGCAUCUUCUUCUCCUUUGUUGCGUGUGUGCAUUGCUUUGAGGUCGGGAUGCAAGAAUCUGUGGAAGAAGACAAUGGAUGCGGAUCCUCUAAUGGCAAUUAUGGUGCCGGCAUUCCGAGCGUUAUUCUCGGGGAGGUUGAUUCAGAUUAUGCUCCAGAUAAUUCAAAAGCUCGCAUGACCCUUGGCAAUGUCUGUAGCAAUUCAGAGUUUUUCUGCUUUCCUUCAACACUGCCUGGUUUUUUGUCUGAGAAGUCCAACACUAAGGAUACUACUCUGGAAGACUCUUUGAUUAGGCCCGAUGAUCCAUUGUUCGUUGGAGUAGGGCCGGGUGAAUUUACUCAGUGGGAAAAUAACUCCAGCUGGUCAUCAGAUUAUGGUAUAUCUAUAUUAUCAAACGGAAGGACCAUCUCUUGUUCUUUGAACUCUAGGAAGGAUGUCAAUGAAUUCUCAUAUAUUCGGACAUCUGGUGCUAAUCAACAUGAUAUAUCUUCUUGUAGAGCACCUCUGCUUAAUCAAGAAAGUGCCAGUUUUAGUCAGGGCAAGAAUUCUGAGAUGGACAAGUCAGGUUCCUUUGAUGGGUUUUUGUCACCCAAUAUAGAAAUAUACCCUCCUAUACUUGACUGGGGAGAAAAGUACUUGUAUGGUCCUUCCAUAGCCUUCUUAACAGUGUCAAACAACUGGAGUGACAGCAUUUUACAUGUCUACCAGCCGUUCAGCACAGAUGUGCAGUUCUUCCCUUGCAACUUUACUGAGGCAGUACUAGAACCCGGUGAAGUAGCUUCUCUCUGUUUUGUCUUCUUGCCUAGAUGGCAGGGUUUGUCCUCAGCUCAUCUGAUCGUGCAAACAAAUUUUGGAGGUUUUUUGGUGCAGGCCAGAGGCUUUGCGGUCAAGUCUCCAUAUGGGAUUCAGCCGAUAUUAGGUGUAGAUGAAUCUUCUGGUGGAAGGUGGAGAAAGAACUUGUCGUUGUUCAACCCUUUCGAUGAGAGCCUCUACGUGGAAGAAAUAGCCCUAUGGUUAUCAGUUUCUCUGGGAAAUAAUUCCCUCCAUAUGGAAGCGACUUGUAUGCAGGAAAACCCCUCAAGCUCUGAUGACCCACGUAGUGUUAAAGAUUGGUUUCUUGUGAAGAGUAGUCCUAUUGAUUUGCCAGUGAUAGCAAUGAGAUCUCAUAAAAGUUGGGAAAUUGGUCCUCGGAUUAGCGAGGACAUUGUAGAGAUAGAUUUAUCUUUUGGUUCUGUUGGCAAAGUUUUGGGUGCCUUUUGCAUGCAGUUAACAAGGUCUUCAAAAGAUAGAGCUGACAUAAUGAUGGUACCGAUUGAAGCUGAGAUAGAUGAUAUGGCGGGAACUCAUGAUAUAGCUGGUCUUCUUUCCAUCUCUCUUGAGAGCGUGACAUCAUCUGAUGUCGCUGGAAGUUUUGUUAGCAUAUCUUUGAGGAAUAGCGCUACACAUGUUCUUACUGUUACUAAGAUCAGUGAAAUUGCAAAUUCAAAGCUUUUUCAGAUCAAGUACAUGGAUGGCUUGGUACUCUUUCCCGGCACCAUUACACAAGUUGCUGUACUUACUUGCAAUCACGUAUCAGAUGAAAUUCAUUUUACUCAUGGGACGUUCGAUGUAGACAGAAAAUGUAAAUUUCUUAUACAGACGAAUGACUCACAAAGUCAGAUUGAAAUUCUCUGCCAGGACAUUCUACAUAUCUGCUUGAGACGUGAUUCCUUUUCUGGUUACAAUCAUCAGGUCCAUAAUACCGAUUUUGGAAAUAAAAGGACAUUAUCAUUGGAGCACUUGCGAGCAAAUGCUGAGGCACUGCAGACAGCAGAAUUAGAUGAGUUCGUGCUAGUAAACUGGAAAUCUCAAGGUACCAAUUGUGAGAUGUCGGUGCUUGAUGACCAUGAGGUUUUCUUCCACAUUGUUCCUGUUGGGACUCAUCUCUCCAAGUGGAUCACCGUACAUAAUCCAAGUCAGCAACCAGUCAUUAUGCAACUGCUCUUGAACUCCGGAGAAAUGAUUGAUGAGUGCAAGAACCCAAUUCAACUUGGGCAGCCUAUUUCGUCUAGCAUCCUGGUUCAUGGUGAAUCUGUCAAGCCACUUGCCUGUGGGUUUUCUGUAGCGGAGAGUGCUCUAACAGAAGCUUAUGUUCAUCCUCAAGGACAGGCAUCUUUGGGGCCUUUGAUCUUUCAUCCAUCGGAUCGUUGUGAGUGGAGGAGUUCGGUGCUGGUUAGGAACAAUCUUUCUGGUGUGGAGUGGUUAUCUUUGCGGGGAAUCGGGGGGUUGUAUUCUCUUGUCUUGCUUGAAAAUUCAGAACCCGUUGAAAAAUUAGAAUUUGACCUUCACUUUUCUGAUUCUUUGAACAUUGUCAAUCAAGAUGAGAUGACAUCCCAAAUGCAUGAUACCGCACAUUCAUGCCAUCAGCCUUUAACCAAGGUAAUUUAUGCCAAGAAUACAGGAGAUUUGCCAUUGGAGGUUAGAAGGAUAAGGGUUUCUGGGACAGACUGUAAGUUGGAUGGAUUCUUGGUUCACAAUUGUACAAAUUUUUCUCUGGAACCUGGGGAAGCAAAGAAGCUUCUAAUAUCUUACAGAAGCAAUUUUUUGGCUCCUGUGGAACACCGAGAUCUUGAAUUGGAUUUGGCAACUGGAAUUGUGGUUAUACCCAUGAAAGCCAAUAUUCCCUUGACCAUGCUUGGUUCAUGCAAGAAAUCUCUGUUCUUGAUUCGGGUGAAGAGAAUAUUUAAGGCGAUCCUCCUUGCUGUUCUGUUUGUGUUGGUAUUAUUUUGCAUCUUCCCCCAGAUGACGGUCUUUUGUCCGCAGGACAGGCAAUGUGUGAGAGGAAAGGAUUCCAUUACGACGACGCAGAGCAAAGGAAAAUCCUCAAGAGUUCACUGUAGUAGAAAAAGUAGUAAACCUUUUGUGUCCACUGAGGAAGAUCAUUUUCGUAACUUUGUAGUUGCAGAUAAACCCUUACUACCGGAGUCCAUGGCAGAUGCUGAUAAUCUCCGUGGAUGUGAACGAGAACAUGAGAUUGGUGCACCAGAUACAAAGUCAAAUGCUCAGGAUGUGGGAACACCAGUCAUUCGUGCAGAAGCUCGGAAAGAAACGGAACGAUCAUGUUCGCCAUUGAGUUUGGUCGGUGCUGCUGAGAGCUGCAAUGUGUCGGAGGAAGUAUCGCAGCCUGGUAACCUCAGUGUCCGCAUUAGAAAAGACAAAGGAAGAAGGCGAAGAAAGAGAAAGGGUGCUGGUGCAGGGUUAAGUGCCCAUUUUGAAGUUUCGAGUAGCCAAAGCGGAAAUUCGACGCCUUCAUCUCCCCUAUCUCCUGCCUCUUCUGUUCCUACACCCAGAAGAAUGUGGCCUCUCUCUCCUGAUCCUGAAAAAUGUAUUGAGACCAGGAAUCCCCUUUCUCAAUGGCCAGACCGAUUUAAGGAGAGGCGUCAAGUCUCUGAAUCUGUUAAGAAGGAAAACUUUUUGGAACCCGCAGUUUUGGACAAGAAGAGCUUCGCUGUACCUCAGGAGCAGCCUCCAGCACGAGCAAAAACUGCUAGCAAGCCCGUGCUAUUGCCUUCUGCGACGUUCCCAUGCACCGGGAGACCCACCUCGAGCUUGCGUUGCUCUUCUCAUUAUCUGGCUUCAACGGCAACUGUUGCCCCGCACGCCCGGGCUCCUGGUUCCCAACUGUGCAGCGAAAAAACCGUCAAGUCAGAGAAAAAGGCGGAAUUCGGGAACGAGUUCACAUACGACAUCUGGGGGGAUCAUUUCUCCGCUCUUCGUAUGGCGGGUCGGUCGACGGGUGACUCGGCCAAGACUUCCAGUGCUGUAAAUAGUGACUCUAACAGCUUCUUUGUAAGGGGUCCGCAGACCCUGAUGAAGAAAUACCAACCAGGAUCUCUAAGUUCUCAACAAGGUGGUUAGUGAAAUAAAUUAUGAGUUUAA
Messenger RNA from Syzygium oleosum, 4084 nucleotides. RefSeq lists its product as uncharacterized. The coding region runs from base 68 to 4063 and encodes 1331 amino acids. NCBI's taxonomy places the organism in Eukaryota, Viridiplantae, Streptophyta, Magnoliopsida, Myrtales, Myrtaceae. The record is from RefSeq and is a predicted model, not a curated record. The transcript has 3 exons. Gene Ontology annotation, cellular component: membrane.